AUGUGGCCAUCUAGAGAUGGGUUGGGUGUACAGGUCAGUUAUGGAUUACAAGGUGGGAAUGUCUACGCUGAAAGCCUAGAUUCAGAGCACCCAUGGAAGUUUGCAAGAGAAAGGGAAGGUGGUUUAGCAUUAUCAAAAGUUCACAAUUCAACUCAAAGAUUAGUACCUCCUCAAAUAAGCAAUGUUGAAAUCUCUGUUAGCAAGAAUGAUCAACUUAAUGAUGUGCUGAAGGAUAUACCAAUAUCGUUGUUGAAUCAACUAAAAAAUAGUGAAGAGUUUAUGUCCUCAGAAUUUAUUUAUGACCCAACUUUUGGUAAAAUGAUUCAUGAAGGUGUAUUAAGGGCAUAUCGCUCAGAUAAAUACUUGGAUGCCAUAGCUUUCGUUACGGGUCCAACAAGCUCUACUCUGAGUCUUCAUCGUUUGUCUACUGUUCCAAAUAAUGUUGAGCUUCCAAAUGGAGAGAUCGUUGAAAUGGAGGUUCCUGUGUUUGGGGAAGGUUAUAAUUUUGAUUUCAAUUCUCCUAUCAAACAAGUUGAGUUCUGUAAUCCAUUCAUCAAAGGUCCAAGGCAUUCAAAUACCAUUUUGGUAAGAACAGCGUUAUCUAUCAACAUUAUGAACAUUGAAACUAGAAAACAUUCAGUUAACUUGGUUCAUUUUGCUGAAAUAGAUCCAACCAUGUUAUUUGGAGAAUCAUUUGCCUGGGUUUCAGCAUGUCCAUAUAAGCCUUAUCAGCUUGCUGCUGUUGAUGUAUCUGGUAACUGGGGCGUUUUCCAAAUCUCAAGAUUGGCAAAUCCAUCAUUAUUGCAUUCUGGAAGGAUUUUUGAUUCUGAAGACUUCUCAAAUUUCAAAAGGAUUUCAUGGGGGAUCAUUGAUAAGGAUAUAAUAGUUUUAAGUCGAUCGUAUGUGAAAACUUUCAAUCUGGAAACGAAGGAGAAAGUUGAUAUCAUAUCUGCCAAAAAGUGGUCAUCAAUUAGAGAUUAUAAAAGGGUGGUUGACGAUUCAAAAUUUGCAUUUCUAUUGACAUCAAGAGAACUGGUAUGGGUGGAUGUUAGCAACGGAUUUAAAAGAAUACUGGUUUGGAAGCAUUAUUUAGAUGCAGAAGACCCAUCGCUAUCUUUAGUGGUGAAAUCAAUAGAGGGAAUCACAUAUGCCUCCAUUCACAGUCAAGUACAUCCAUUAGUGUUUGUUUUCCAAUUCAAGUUUGAGGACGGGUUGCCAAAAUCAAUAAGAGAUCCUAUAAUGAUCAAGACUGAUACUUCGACUUCGGCUUUGGACUUCCUCUUGAUGCCUGCUACCAUAAAAAAUGGUGGUGGUGAACGCUGCGUCGCUUUGUUCAAAGUUUCAACUCAAUUGGAAAUUACAAGAAUGGUUAUUUCAACUUUUAAGGACGCUAAGUUAUUGAAGCAUUCUGCUUAUAGACGAAACAGUAUAUUGAAACAAAAACAGGAUGCCGGCUCAGACAAAAAAGCUGCUCUGUUCAACAAUCAAAAGGCAAAGGUUGUCAUGGGGUUGGCCCAAGAAAUAUAUGAACCACUUGAUAUUAAUGAAGACUUUCCACAUGAAGAUGCUGAAGUUUUUCAAAAUUAUGCAUCAUCUUUGGGAAUUGAUGAAAAUCAAGAGAAACCACCCUCAUCUCUAUUGAGAAUUUCCAAUACUAUCGAAAACUUCAAUCACUUUGAUGAGUUUGAUAAUAUGAUGGAGCAACUUCAAGAAUAUUGUGAAUCCAAAAAGGUCUCGUUCAUACCAUUAGAGAAGAUUUCAUCACAUGUUUGUGGUUCAAGCCUCAGUAAAAUCACAGAUUUAUACCAACAUCUUUAUAACCUUUGGAAUAAGGAGUCCAACUCAACAGAUUCCAAUAGGUUCUUUGCCAAACAUAUUACAAAAGAACUAGCAUUAGCCCUAUCAAUAACAUAUGAUCAAUUACUAGAAGAACAAGAGCUCAACAAAAGAGUUAAUAAGCUGCCAAAGGGUUUGAAGAGUGUUGUUGAUAAAUGGGAUGAAGGUUUCGAGCAAGAACAGGAAGAAGAAAUCCCUAUACAAUUACAAGAAACGGAAAUCCCACAGCCUAUCGUAACUGUAUCACAAUCACAACCAAGUGCAACCCCGGCAUCUCAAAGAUUACUAAGACCGUCUCAAAAACGAACAUCUCAGUCAUUGAAACCAUCACAAUCACUGUCUCUGAGACCAUCUCAAAAUCAGUCACAAACUUUAGGUUCAAGCCAAAAUAUUUCAUCACAGUUACGACCGAAGAAAAAGAAAAGAAGGAUAACAGGGUUUGGGUAA
Molecule: messenger RNA, 2283 nt
Organism: Hansenula anomala
Lineage: Eukaryota; Fungi; Ascomycota; Saccharomycetes; Phaffomycetales; Wickerhamomycetaceae
Gene: RRN6
Product: Rrn6p
Exons: 1
Coding region: 1-2283 (760 amino acids)
Biological process (GO): nucleolar large rRNA transcription by RNA polymerase I
Cellular component (GO): RNA polymerase I core factor complex
Molecular function (GO): RNA polymerase I transcription regulatory region sequence-specific DNA binding; RNA polymerase I general transcription initiation factor binding
Source: RefSeq, a predicted model, not a curated record